CUGUGAAGACGCAGCAGAGGAGCCUCACAGCUGCGAAGCGCCGGAAGGCCAAAGGAUGCAGCAGGAGGCAGAGUCCGUUUGCCGGAAACUUCUUUCCGGCCCUUUCGGUCAAUGCCACUCGGAGGUGGACCCCAGGGGCUUCUACGACACCUGCAUGUACCUGCACUGCAGCGGAGCUGGGCUUGGUGCCGUCUGCGAGACCUUUGCCAGCUACGCCCGCGAGUGUGCCCAGAGGAGCGUUUUCGUCAGCUGGAGGCGGGCUGGAUUCUGUGAAAAGUCGUGUGGGCAAGGAAAGCACUACUCCGACUGUGUCUCCUCGUGCCCUGCCAGCUGUGCUGCGGUGGGCGCAGCCGAGGAAGGGCACUGCCGGGACGAGUGCGUGAGCGGCUGUGAGUGCCCGGCCGGCCUCUACCUGGAAGGGGGGGCCUGCGUCCCGGAGAGCCAGUGUCCCUGCUUCCACCGGCGCCAGAAGUUCGCCCUGGGAGAUGUCCUCCAGCAGCGAUGCAACCGUUGCACGUGCCAAGGGGGCCGCUGGCUUUGCUCCCGGGACCAGUGCUCUGGGGAAUGUGCCAUAACCGGUGACCCCCACUACCUGACUUUUGACCGCAAGCGCUUCUCCUUCCACGGCACAUGCCAGUAUACCCUAGUGCAGGAUUAUUUGGAUGGGAAGCUCCACAUUUCCUCAGAGAAUGUGGCAUGUGGGAGUCGAGGGACCAGCAGCUGCCUCCACUCUGUGACCGUCACUGUGCAGAAGGUCUCUGCCCGCCUGUCCUUCAGAGGGGAGCUGUCAGUGAAUGGCCAAGAAGUCUCCCUCCCUUUUGCCAGCGCCGACCUGACGGUGCGCCUUGUCUCCUCCUCCUUCCUGCUUCUGCAGGCCUUUGGGGCUCACUUGCUGUGGGGCCUGGAGUUUCCGGCAGUCUACAUCACCCUCCAGCCUAGCUUUGCCAACAAGGUCCGAGGCCUUUGCGGCACCUACAACUGGAACCAGCAGGACGAGUUCACCACGCCGGAGGGAGACGUGGAGUCCAGCGCCUCCGCUUUCGCCAGCAGGUUCCGCAUCUCACACGACUGCCCCUCCUUCGGCGCGUUCCCUUUUGACCCCUGCAGCAUGUACGCCCAGCGGAGGCAGUUUGCAGAGGCGGCUUGCGAGGUCCUCCACAGCCCCCCCUUCCAGGCCUGUCACGAUGUGGUGGAGCGGGACCCAUUCUACCAGCUCUGCCUCUACGACGUGUGUGGUUGUUCUGCUGGCAAAGACUGCUUGUGUGGUGCUGUGGCCGCCUACGCCAGGCAGUGCGCCCAGGAGGGAGCCCCUGCCGCCUGGAGGAACCAGACAUUCUGCCCGGCGCCGUGUUCUGGGGGGCAAGUCUAUCGGGAAUGUGCGCCCCCCUGCAGAACGACCUGCGCUGACCUGCGCUUGGGCCCCUGCCAGGAUCUGGACCACGUCUGCGUGGCCGGCUGCAACUGCCCAGAGGGGACUUUGCUGGACGACGGCGGGCAGUGCGUCCAGCCUGCCAUGUGCGCCUGUGCGCAUGGGGAAGAGGCGCACCCCCCUGGCAGCAGGAUCCAGAAGGGUUGCAACACCUGCGUCUGUGUGAAUGGGGCAUGGAACUGCACAGAGCAGAGCUGCCCCCAAGCUGUCCUGUGCCCGGGGGAGCUGGUCUACGCCUUUGGCUCCUGCCUGCGGAGCUGCGACAGUCCCGAGGGGAACCUCAGCUGCGCCGGCUUCUCGGAUGGCUGCGUUUGCCCCCCUGGCACCGUCUACUUGAACGAGCACUGUGUCUCGCCAGAGGAGUGCCCUUGUCACCACAACGGCCGGCUGUACCAGCCCAAUGACACCAUCACCAAGGACUGCAACACGUGCAUUUGCCGAAACCGGCGCUGGGACUGCAGCCACCACCACUGCGCCGGGACGUGCGUCGCCACCGGGGACCCCCACUACAUCACUUUCGACGGGCGGACCUACACCUUCCUGGGUGACUGUGAGUACAUCCUGGCCCGGGAGAGCAGCGGGGCCUUCACCGUCACCGCCGAGAACGUGCCCUGCGGCACCAGCGGCACCACCUGCACCAAAUCCGUCGUGGUGCUCAUUGGCAACACAGUGGUCCACCUGCUCCGAGGAAAAGACGUGACCGUGAACGGGGUUUCGGUGCGCCCCCCGAAAACGUAUAGUGGGAAUGGCCUGACCCUGGAGAGAGCAGGGCUCUUCCUCUCGCUUAUCUCCCAGCUGGGGCUGACGGUGCUCUGGGAUGGAGGCACCCGCAUCUACAUCAAAGUGGACCCCAUGUACCAAGGCCGCAUGUCAGGCCUGUGUGGGAACUUUGAUGGGGACACUGAGAACGAUUUCACCAGCCGGCAAGGCAUUGUGGAACCCACAGCAGAUCUCUUUGGCAACUCCUGGCGUGUCAGCCUGCUCUGCCCUGAGGUCAACAGCGAGGAUUUUGAGCACCCUUGCACGGUGAACUCUCACCGCGUGACCUGGGCCCGGAAGCGCUGUGGGGUCCUCUUGCAGGACCUCUUCGCCCCCUGCCACGAGGAACUCCCCUGCCAGCAGUUCUACGAGUGGUGCAUCUUCGACGCCUGCGGCUGUGAUUCCGGAGGGGACUGCGAGUGCCUCUGCACCGCCAUCGCCACCUACGCAGAGGAGUGCAGCCAGCGGGGGUCUGUGCGCUGGAGAAGCCAGGAUCUCUGCCCCAUGCAGUGUGACUACGGGCUGGAGUACGACGCCUGCGGCCCAGCCUGCCCCCCCACCUGCAAGAACUUCGGCCUGGAGGGGGCCGAGCACUGCAGCAGCGAGGCCCUCUCCUGCCUGGAGGGAUGCUUCUGCCCGGAGGGCAAAGUGCUGCAUGGCGGCCGCUGCAUCGACCCCUCCGAGUGCCCUUGCUACUGGGAGGGCACUCUGUUCCCACUGGGAGCCCUGGUGAUGCAGGAAUGCAGGAACUGCUCCUGUGAGGCCGGCUUGUGGCAGUGCGUUGCCCCCCUAGAACCUUGCGCCACAUCGCCCCGCUGCGCCGAGACAGAGUUUGCCUGCCACACAGGUGGGCGCUGCGUGCCCGGUGCCUGGGCAUGCGACAAUGAGGACGACUGUGGGGACGGCUCAGACGAGUUCUGCACCUUGAGCUGCGCCCCUCACCAGUACCAGUGCGCCAGCGGACAGUGUGUGCCCUGGGGAUACCGCUGCGACGGAACUGCGGACUGUCUGGACGGCUCGGACAAGAGGGACUGCCCACUGCCCGCCUGCGCCUUGCAGGAGUUCCGCUGCGCCAACGGGCGUUGCAUCCCCCGUGAGCAUCUCUGUGACGGGGAAAUGGACUGCGGCUUUGCGGAUCAUUCUGACGAGGCAGGCUGUGGGCCCCCCUGUGGGCCGAGCGAGUUCCGCUGUGCAAUGGGGCUCUGCUUGCCGUACCUCCACCGCUGCGACCGGCACAACGACUGCGGAGACUUCAGCGACGAGAGCGGCUGCGUUUGCCCGGCUGGGGAGUUCCAGUGCCCCGACGGCCAGUGCCUUCCCCAAACUCUGCUUUGUGACGGGAAGCAGGACUGUCCCGCCGGAAUGGAUGAAGCGUUCUGCCCAGGCCGUGUGACGUGUGCCCCUGGGCAGCUACCUUGUCCGGAUGGCGCUUGCGUGAGCCGCUCCCAGGUGUGCGACGGCCUGCGCGACUGUGCCGAAGGCGCCGAUGAGAAGCCACCGCACUGCCCGGCGCCCCCGACCACACCUCUGGCAGCCACCCUGCCCCCCAGUCUUCCUGCGACUCACCCGUCCCCCGUGAACAGGACUCUGGCGCCACCCUGCGGCCGCUACGAGUUCCACUGCCACAGCGGGGAGUGCCAGCCGCGCGGCUGGGUGUGCGACAACGAAGCUGACUGCCUGGAUGCCAGCGACGAGCUCCAGUGCAACCGCACCUGCGGCCUGGACCAGUUCCCCUGCGCCCAUGGGGCAGAGUGCAUCCACUACAGCCGGCUGUGCGACGGCGCCCCCCACUGCCAGGACCACUCGGACGAAAGCGUCGACACCUGCGGCUCCACGCAGAUCCCGCCCUGCCCAGGCUUCUUCAUCUGCGACAACCGCAUGUGCAUCAAUGUUUCCCGGGUGUGUGACGGCUCCCCAGACUGCCCCCAGGGAGAGGACGAGAUGGCCUGCGAGAGCCACGUGGUCCGUCCCGGCGAAAGGAACCAGACCGCGGGACCCUGUACGGAGUACUCCUGCGGGGAUGGCGCCUGCAUUGCCUUUAAACAGGUGUGCAAUGGCCUGGCCGACUGCACCGACGGCACAGAGUCCUCCGGCUGGCUGCCCUCGGACGAGCGGGACUGCGGCCUCUGGAGCCCCUGGGCUCCCUGGAGCUCGUGCAGCCGCUCCUGCGGGACGGGGCUGCAGGUGCGCCGCAGGUCCUGCACCCGGCGGGCGGACGACGUCCUUCGGCACUGCCUGGGAGAAGAAGCCCAGGCCCAGCAGUGCUUCGCGGUGGCCUGCCCAGUGGACGGUGUGUGGAGCGAAUGGGCGACGUGGUCCAACUGCACCCAGGACUGCCGUGGCGUUGUGGUCCGGCGGCGAGAGUGCCUGCCCUCCCAGAACGGGGGUCGCCACUGCACAGAGAUGCCAGAGGCUUUGACCAGCUCCAUCGAGAUCGAGCUGUGCCAACGGGAAGAUUGUGCCAACGCCUCCACCUGCCCCGGGGAGCUGGUCAGCCGGAAGUGUGCGCCUUGCCCCACCUCCUGCGCCGAACUCUCCAGCCGCACGCGGUGCAGAAAGGACCGGCCCUGCAGGCCAGGGUGCUGGUGCCCCGAUGGGCUGGUCCUGGAUAGCGAUCAGCAGUGCGUGCGCCCCCGAGAGUGUCCCUGCCAGGUGGAGGGCAUCCGCUACUGGCCCGGCCAACUGGUGAAGGUCAAUUGCCGCAUCUGCACUUGCCAGGACGGUCAGAUGAAGCGCUGCCGGCAGAACCCGGAGUGCACAGUGAAUUGCGGCUGGUCCUCUUGGUCGCCCUGGGGCGAGUGCCUGGGUCCCUGCGGGGUGCAGAGCAUCCAGUGGUCUUUCCGCAGCCCCAACAACCCCAGCAAGCACGGCAACGGCCGCCAGUGCCGAGGCAUCUACCGCAAAGCCCGCAGGUGUCAGACGGAUCCGUGCGAAGAGUGCGAGCACCACGGCCGGGCACAUGCCAUUGGUGACCGCUGGCGCUCGGGGCAGUGCCAGGUGUGCCAAUGCCUGCCCAACCUGACCGUCCAGUGCUCCCAGUAUUGCCCCUACAGCACGGUGGCCUGCCCUGAGGGCCGAGUCCUGGUCGAGGGCCGAGGAGACGCCUGCUGCUACUGCGUGGAGGCAGGUGAGAACCGGACAGCUCUGCCAACUGUGCCAGCCCUGGGACCCCUGGGGCCCACCGUGGCCAGUCCGGCUGCCUUGACCACAGCCUUGCCCUUCAACACCUUCCCAAUGCCCCCUCUCGGAGACCUCUGCUACGGCCCGCUGGGCAUUGCCUCUCUGCCGGACGCCAGCUUCACGGCUUCCUCGCAGCAGCCAGAGAACCCGGCUCACGCCGCCCGCCUCAACCGCGUCCUGCCCAGCGCCGACCUCCAGGGCUGGGCUCCCCCAGCAGACGUCUAUCCUGAGCUGCUCUCCCGGCCCCCCUUCCUGCACGUGGAUCUGGGGGAACCCAGGAACCUGACAGGGGUGGUGGUGCAGGGGGCCGGAUCCUCUGAUGCCUACGUGACCAGCUUCUUCCUGCGGUUCAGCCUGGACGGCGUGAGGUGGCACGACUACCACGAGGCCUCUUCCACGGGCACCGUGCCCGACCUAAAGCUCUUCCAAGGGAACUCCGACGACUCAACGCCCGUGGUCAGGACCUUCCAGCGCAUGGUGCGCGCCCGGCAUGUCUGGAUCCUUCCCCGCGACUUCCACAAUGGGAUCUUCCUCCGUGUGGAGCUGCUGGGCUGUGGGAAAGUGUCCCCAGAGCCUCCCGGGACCCCAACCGUGCCACCCACUGCCAGGCCUUGCUGGACCGGGGAGUUCCAGUGCCAGAACGGGCGCUGCGUCCCCGCUGGGCCCCAUGGGGCCAUUUGCGACGGAUUCAACGACUGCGGGGACUUCUCGGACGAGAGGCACUGCGGAGUCGGCCCAUCUCCAGAGCCCUCCAUCCCAGGGGGCUGCUUGCCCUCCCAGUUCCGCUGCGCCACGUCGGGGGUCUGCAUCCAAGCUUCCCAGAGGUGCGAUGGGGUCACCGACUGCCCAGACGCCGACGAUGAGGUCGGCUGUGUGCCCGAAAGCAGAGCGCCCCCGGCUGGGACCAGCAGCUCCUGGACCUCUGAAAAACAGCCGACGAAGCCUUCCGUGCCCCACGCAACUCAGGUGUCCCCCAGCAGAUGGCCGCUUCCUGAAGGUCUCACCUUCCCCCAGCCAGGUUCCUGCAGCGAAGCCCUCGGUCUGGAAGACGGGCGAAUCCACCAGCAGCAGCUGAGCGCCUCGUCCUACCAGGACGGGAACCCACCAGACGCCGGGCGCCUCAACAUCGUGCCCAACAUGCAGAACAUGGCCCCCGGGUGGAGCCCGGGCCCCUCGGACCCCGACCCCUAUUUCCAGGUGGACUUCCUUCAGCCCACGUUCCUCACUGCCGUGGUCACGCAAGGCGGGGGGCCCUCCCGGGGCUACGUCUCCCGUUACCGCCUGGUCUACAGCGACGACGGGGUCAACUUCCGGGAUUACGCCCGAUCUGGAUACGGCCCUAGCGCUUCCCUGCGGGCCCAGGUUCUGGAGGGCAACUUCAACAGCGCCACGGCAAUGCGCCAGGAGCUGCGCCCACCCAUCUUGGCCCGCAUCCUCCGCCUCGUGCCCAUGGAGUUUCGCGGGAGCCCCUCCUUGCGCAUGGAGGUGAUCGGCUGCCCCUGGACUGGUGUGACCUCUACGGUCACUGGCACAAGACCUCCUGCCCCAGAGAGAGCAUCUCUUCCGCAGUGGCGCACCGGGCUGCCAAGUGUAUCGCAGGAGUCCCAGCGCCCUGGAGGAGCAACCGGCAUCCCAGAAUCGCCCCGGAUCCAGCCCUCCAAGGAGCAUCCCGUCUCGCCUUCCUGGUCCACCUCCUGGCCAUUGGGACCCGCUUUGCCCAGACUCGCCACUGGUACCCCUGGCACGACGGUGCUGCCCGCGUCCCAAACCUUUCCGUACCAGCCAGGCCUGCGAACCACGCUGUCCGCGCUGACUCGAACUCCCAGCCCCGGGCUUCCCAGAAUCCUCUGCACCCAGGGGCAGUUCGCCUGUGAAGUCUUCGGCUGCGUUGAGGCCGCCUUUGUUUGUGACGGCCAAGAAGACUGUCUGGAUGGUUCGGACGAGACGCACUGCGGUGGUCCCACUGCUCCCGCCACCCCCGCCGCCACCCUGCUGCCCCCACUGGGCCCUCCCAGCGUCUGCUCUGCCAAGCAGUUCACCUGCGGCAGCGGGGAAUGCCUGGCGCUGGAGCGGCGCUGCGAUCUCCGCCAGGAUUGCCAGGAUGGGUCCGACGAGGCCAACUGUGCGGACUGCAUCAUGUCCCCGUGGACCACCUGGAGUGAAUGCAGUCGGUCGUGCGGGCUGGGGGUGACCUUCCGGCGCCGGGACUUGCUCCGCAACGCGCUCCCCGGGGGGCAGUGUGACCGCGAUGAGUUUGACAGCCGCUCCUGCUUCCUGCGGGCCUGCCCAGUUAACGGCGCCUGGGCAUCCUGGGGCGAAUGGUCGGACUGCGAUGCCGAGUGCCGUGGCGGCGUGCGGAGCCGCACCAGGACCUGCGCCGACCCCCCGCCCAAGAACGGGGGGCAGCCUUGCCCGGGGGACGCUGUGCAGAUGGAGACUUGCAACCAGCAGCCCUGCGGAGAUGCCCGGGACUGUGGGCCAGACAUGGUCUACGUGCAAGCCGGGCACUGCGAUCGAGGCCUCGUGGCUCCCUGUCCCCAAACGUGCCGCCAGCUCAGCCUGAAGACGAGUUGCCCCAGCAGCUGCGUGGAGGGCUGCCGCUGCCCCCCGGGGCUCUUCCUGCAGGACGGGGGCUGCGUGAACGUCAGCCAGUGCCACUGCUUCUUCGACCACGAGCGCCGCCUCCCGGGGGAGAUGUUCCUGAGGGACAACUGCAGCCAGUGCGUCUGCCUGGAAGGCGCCGUGACCUGCGACUCAGUUUCCUGCCCCGUGAAGUGCGGCUGGUCAGCUUGGUCUCCGUGGAGCCGUUGCGGAAGGAGCUGCGGAGUCGGCAUGCAGCAGAGAUUCAGGUCUCCCUCCAACCCGGCUGCUGCCAAUGGUGGUGCCCCGUGCCAAGGCGAUGCCCAGGAGGUCCGCGAAUGCCACACCGUCUGCAUCUCAGAGAUCACCUUCGCCUGGAGCGAAUGGACGCCCUGGUCCCCCUGCUCAAAAACCUGCUACUACGCCACGGACAUGGUGGGCGUCAGGAAGCGGUUCCGGGACUGCAAUGGCACCACGGACGCCGCCAGCUGCAGCGGAGAGACGGUGCAGGAGGAGCUUUGUGACACGCCCCCCUGCCCAGUGGAAGGCAUCUGGACCCCAUGGACCUCCUGGUCCCAGUGCUCGGCCCCUUGCGACUCCGGGGUCCAGACCCGCAACCGCACCUGCUCCAAGCCAGCCCACGGGGGCCCAGAGUGCUCCGGACCCCUCAUCCAGACCCGCGAUUGCAACACCCAGCCCUGCAAAGCGCUCUGCCCGGGGAACCUGGUGUACCAGACGGCCGAGGAGUGCGAGCGGAAGGGGGGCGCCUGCCCUCGCCUCUGCCUGGACCAAGGCUCCCACGUGGAGUGCGCCUCCCGCUGCCGUGAGGGCUGCUCCUGCCCCGGGGGUCUCUUCCUGCACAACGACACCUGCCUGCCGCUCAGAGAGUGCCCUUGCUACCACCAGGGGGAGCUCUACCAGCCGGGGGACGUCGCCCUCCUGGACUCCUGCAACAACUGCACCUGCAAAGAUGGAGAGAUGGUGUGUACCACGGAGCCCUGCCCAGCCGACUGCGCCUGGAGCGACUGGACGGCCUGGGGCUCCUGCAGCCGCAGCUGCAACGUGGGCACUCGGCGCCGCUUCCGCUCCAGCUCCCAGCCCCCUGCCUCCGACGGAGGACAGCCCUGCCAGGGACCCAAUGUGGAGAUUGAGUUCUGCAGCCUGCAGCCUUGCCAGGCUUCUGGCAUGGAGUGGGGGCCCUGGUCUGAGUGCUCUGUGCCGUGCGGAGGCGGAUACCGGAAUCGCACAAGGGCCAGCCUGACCAUCUUACGCCGGAUCGAAUUUGCCACCUGCCACCUUCCCCCCUGCACAGGUGAGGUGCCCGGCGUCUGCCCGGAGGGGAAGGUGUGGCAGGAAUGUGCCGACGGACCGGCUUCCUGCGCGGAGCUCAGUGCGGUGCCCAGCGCCAACAAGACCUGCCAUGCUGGCUGCUACUGCCCCAACAGCACCUUCUUGCUGAACAAUCUCUGCGUGCCGGAGGAGGACUGCCCCUGCGCCCUCGAUGGGAUGCUGUACGGCCCGGGAGACGUGGUACCCAGAGGCUGUGAAAACUGCACCUGCCUCUCCGGUCGGGUGCGCAACUGCUCCAGGGCAGCCUGCGGUGACGUGAACGGCCAGUGGUCAGAAUGGACCCCCUGGAGUGAGUGCUCAGCGUCCUGCGGGCUGGGGCUACAGAACCGGUACCACUUCUGCACGGAUCCCCCUCCGUCUGGGAUGGGGCUGCCCUGCUUGGGUCCCGAACGCGAGGACAAACCUUGCCAGGCCCAGCCCUGUGCCCGGAACGGGGGCUGGGGGGGCUGGAGCCCCUGGACCGACUGCACCGCCAGCUGUGGGGGAGGCAUGAGGAGCCGGGCGAGAGCCUGCGACACCCCCGCCCCACAGGGGGGCGGGGACUACUGCGAGGGGGUCCCCACCCAGGUGGAGGGAUGCAGCUUGAACCCGUGUCCAGGUGUGGACUGCUCUGCCCUGGAGGGCGCCACCUACAGCCGCUGUGGGCCCCCCUGCCCCCGCUCCUGCGACGACAUCUCGCACUGCCUGUGGACCUGCGAGCCCGGCUGCUACUGCACCAGGGGGAAAGUCCUGAACAGCACGGCCUGCGUGGAGAAGGACCUGUGCACCUGCCUGGACCUGCUCACCGGCCUCCGACACCUGCCGGGAGAGACCGUCCCUCGCUCCGACGGAUGCAACACCUGCACCUGCUCCAAAGGGAAGCUGAUCUGCACCAGUCAAGCUUGUGCCGUUCCCGGCGGGUGGUGCGACUGGUCCCCAUGGAGCCCCUGCUCCAGGACGUGUGGCAACGAAGGUCACCCGCUACCGGGCCUGUGCUUGCCCCAAGCCCCAGAACGGGGGUCCCGAGUGCGAGGGACUGCAGGAGCAGCACGGCGACAGCGGAAUCCAGCUCCAGAGGAAGGAGUGCCCCAUGGACUCUUUCUGCCCAGUGGACGGGGCCUGGAGCACGUGGAGCCCCUGGUCCCCUUGCGACGCCUGCGGAGGAGAGUCGGCCCGGAUCCGGGAGUGCAGCAACCCCCCUGCCCGCUUUGGGGGGCUUCCCUGCCCUGGCGAAGCCCGGCAGACCCUCCCGUGCCACGACGGAGUCACCGAGUGCGAAGACUGCAGCGGGGGGCAGGUGUCGUUCCCCUGCGGCAAGGCCUGCCCACGCACCUGCGAGGACCUGCACCCGGACACCGCCUGCUUGGACAGCCCCCAGUGCCAGCUCUCGUGCGCCUGCCCAGGCGGGCAGCUGCUGCAGGAUGGUGUGUGCGUCCCGCCAGUGCACUGCCGCUGCAAGUACCAGAACACCUGGCUGGGUGUCCCCGAAGGACGGAAUCUCUCUCUGUGGUCAGGGCUCCCCCCCUGGGAGUACGUCCAGCCUGGGGAGACGGUGACUGGCCCUGCCAGAACUGCACCUGCGUGGCCGGGCACCUGCAAUGCGACGUGGACCCCUCGUGCCGCCUGGAUGGGGGCUGGGGCCCCUGGGGGCCCUGGUCGCCCUGCAGCCAGAGCUGCGGGGAGGGAGCCGAGUUCCGAUUCCGCGAGUGUGACCACCCAGCCCCCCAGAACGGAGGCAGGGGGUGCCUGGGCAGCAGGGAGCAGCAGAAAGCUUGCCAGAGCCAGCAAGAAUGCCCAGAGGAGGACGCCUGGGGCGACUGGUCCCCCUGGGAGCCCUGCAGUGUCUCCUGCGGAGGAGGAGAGCAAAUGCGGAUCCGCCGGUGCCGGGAGCCCGACUGCCAGGGCUUGGCCGCCCAGAGCAAGACCUGCAACACACAAGUGUGCCUUGAGGUCGGCUGCCCGGUGGGGCGUCUGUACCGCGAAUGCCUGCAGGAAGAGGGGUGCCCCUACAGCUGCGCCCAUCUCACCCGCCAGAUGGACUGCUUCUCGGACGGCUGCGAGGAAGGGUGCCACUGCCCCGUGGGCACCUACCAGCACGAAGGGGCCUGCGUCCAGGAGUGCCCCUGCAUCCUGACCGAAGACGCCCUCAAGAUGUUCUGGAACCACUCCUCGGAUCCCAGCCCCCCUCUGGACAUCCUCACAGCCCAGGGUCAGCGGCUCUCCCUGGGAGAAGAAGUUGCCCCAAAUACCACCAUCUAUUCUGCCUGCAGCAACUGCUCCUGCCGCAACGGGCAGCUGGUCUGCGCUUUCUCCCGCUGCCCCGUGGACGGGGGCUUCUCAGCCUGGAGCCCGUGGGCCCCCUGCUCCUUAACCUGCGGGGGGCUGGGGAACAUGACCAGGACAAGAGAGUGCGCCAACCCCAAGCCUGCCAACGGCGGGAAGGGAUGCGCCGGCCCUCGAGUGGACAUCAAGUACUGUCAGACGCUGGAUUGCCAAGCGGUGACUGGACCCACAAAACAGCCUGUCUCUGUCGUCCCAGGCUCCGAGGAGGACAGCUUCACCCCUUGGUCACCCUGGACGCCUUGCUCCAAAACCUGCAGUGACCCCGACCUGCCGGCCCUCAAGACCCGCAUGCGGUUCUGCCAAGGGUGGGCCAACUGCACGGGGGACUCCUUCCAGGAGCGGGAGUGCAACCUGCCCCAGUGCACAGACGCCCCCCUGUGCCAGGGCGAGGAAUGCCUGGGCCUGAACUGCACUUGGAACGCCUGGUCUCCCUGGAGCGCAUGUUCCCGCAGCUGUGGGGUCGGGCAGCAGCAGCGCCUGCGGACCUACAACCCGCCGGGGCAAGGAGGGCACUGGUGCCAAGAUAUCUUGACGGCCAACGCGGAGCGGCAGUUCUGCAACCUGCAGGCUUGCAAAGUGGACGGUGCCUGGUCCAAGUGGAGCCCCUGGUCGUGGUGCGACCGCCUCUGCGGCGGGGGGCGCUCGUCGCGGACAAGGAUGUGCACCAGCCCCCCACCCAAAAACGGGGGGCGCCACUGCCCCGGGGAGAAGUACCAAGUGCGAGUCUGCAAUGCCAAACCCUGCGAGGAGGGCUGCCCCCCAGAGAUGCUCACGGUGGGCUGCGCCAAUGAAUGCCCACGCCACUGCUGGGACCUCCAGGAGGGCAUCGCCUGCCAGGACGGGGAGGUCUGCGAGCCCGGCUGCCGGUGCCCGGAGGGGACGCUGGAGCAAGACGGCGCCUGCGUCCCCCCCGCCCACUGCGAGUGCACCGAUGCCCAGGGGCACAGCUGGGCGCCGGGCAGUGUCCGCGACGACGGGUGCGACAACUGCACCUGCUCCGGGGGGAGGCUGCUCUGCACCAACCACACCUGCGCCCCCAGCGAGUGCGCCUGGAGCCUCUGGUCCAGCUGGUCCCAGUGCAGCGUCACCUGCGGGAACGGCCUGCACACCCGCUUCAGGACCCCCACAUCCGGCUCAUGGGCUGCUGAGUGUCUUCAGGAGGAGCUGCAGACUCGCCCCUGCGCCCCAGGAUCCUGCCCCCCUCUGUGCCUGCACGAGGGGCGGGAGAUGGGUCUGGGGAGCACCUGGCUCCUGGGAGAGUGCCAGCAAUGUAUUUGCACCCCGGAGGGCGUCUAUUGCCUGGACAUCGCCUGCGCAGUGCACGGAGCCUGGACCCCCUGGUCGCCCUGGUCCGACUGCCCCCUCACCUGCGGCCGAGGCACCCAGAUCCGCACCCGGGCCUGCGUCAACCCACCGCCACGCAACGAGGGCCUCCCCUGCGCCGGCCCCGAGACGCAAGCGCAGAACUGCUCCAUCCCGCCCUGCCCAGGGGACGAGCUGUGCCAUUGGUCCUCCUGGGGUCCGUGUUCGAGAUCUUGCGGAACGGGCUUGGCCACGCGGAUGGGGACGUGUCCUUGCCCGACCCCCGAGGAGGCGGCUGCGGGAGUGUUUUGCAAAGAUGGGCACCGCCAGGACGUGGAGGCUUGCUACCUCGGGGCUUGCGAAGAGUGCCCCUGGAGUCCCUGGACAAAGUGGACCAGGUGUUCGUGCAGCUUCCUGGUGCAGCAGCGAUACCGGAACCAGCGUGGCUCGGGGGGCGACGGACAGCCCUGUGUGGGGCUGGACGGCCAGUUCCGCAUGUGCGACUAUUCCCAGUGCUCAGAGUCCAGCUGCGAGGCCCCCUUUGAAUUCCGGGAGUGUGGCUCCCCCUGCGACAGCCUCUGCUCCACCAUGCGCCACCCAGAGCUAUGCAAGGACAUCCCCCACUGCCUGCCUGGCUGCUACUGCCCACAGGGCCUGGUGGAACAGAACGGGGCCUGCGUCCCGCCCUCGCAGUGCGGCUGCCUCCACCUCAGCCAAUCGGAAGGCCCCGUAUCCUUGGCGGCAGGAGACACCGUUUCGAUUGGCUGCAAGGAGUGUAUCUGCCAGCAGGGGGAGCUGCAGUGCAGCAGCGAAGGCUGCCAAGGUCUGCUUCCAGUCAGCGCCUGGUCAGAGUGGACAUCCUGCUCCUCUUGCCUGCCUUUCGUGGCCCUCGGCCCCAGCGUGGUCUCCAACCUCAGCUGGUCCCCUGGAGAAGGAGACCCCUGGCCUGCUCUGGUGUCCGUCCAGCAUCGCUUCCGACUCUGCCUGGACCCUCAGACGGGCAGAAGCUGGACAGGACUGGCCACUCUGUGCUCAGCCGAGCUGGAUCAGGAACGCCUUUGCCCGGAUCCUCACAUUUGCGAAGACUUCUGCCUGUGGAGCGUUUGGACCUCCUGGAGCCCCUGCCGUGCUCCCUGCAGCGGGGGGUUCCGCACGCGCCAGCGCUACGCCCGUCACCCAUCAGGAGAGACCCGGUGCCACGGGCCGUGGUCCCAGUCCGAGAGCUGCAACACGGCUGCCUGCCCAGGAGAGGAAUGUGAAGAUCGGGGCAAAGUUCGGGCCCCGUCCUGCGCUAACAGCUGCCCUCGCACCUGCACAGACCUCUGGGAGCAUGUGGAGUGUCUGCAAGGGGACUGCAAGCAAGGAUGCCGGUGUCCUGACGGGCAGCUCCUCCAGGACGGGGUCUGCGUUCCGAUCCCGGCUUGCCGCUGUGGUCUCCCCACGGCCAACAUCACCCUGGAGGUCAUGCCAGGCCAGGCGGUGGAGCUGGAUUGCCACAACUGCACCUGUGCCAACAGCACCUUCUUGUGUCCUGAGAAGGAGUGCCCGUCCUACGGGGAAUGGUCCGCAUGGAGCCCCUGUUCUGCCAGCUGCGGUGGGGGCAGCACCCUGCGGCACCGGCAGUGCCACGAGAGCCCUGUGGGAGCCCCCUGUGCCGCCGAUGCCAUGGAGGAAGCAGCCCAGUGCAGCCCACAGCCCUGCGAGGCCGCCUGCCUACUGAGUGAGUGGUCAGCCUGGAGCCCUUGCAGCGCCACCUGUGGAGGAGGCGAGUCCGAGAGGAACCGCAGCCUCCUCUCCCCACCGCUGGGGGAGCCCUGCGCCGACCCGCUCCUGCAGCACCACGCCUGCAACACGCAGAACUGCACGCCAGAAUGCCCAGGAUACCAAGUCUACAGCGACUGCGCCAACGCCUGCCCGCGGUCGUGCUCCGACCUGCGCCCUCACACCCAGUGCCUCCGUGAGGAAUGCCAGCCGGGCUGCGCUUGCCCCCCCGGACAGGUGCUGCAGGACGGGGGCUGCGUCCCCCCAGAAGAAUGCCGCUGCCAGCUGGGCUCGGUGCCCACCAUGCCCUGGGCUGCCAACAUUUCCGAAGAGGAACGGGGACAGGAGCACCCGCCGGGCAGCGUCAUUCGCCACGAGUGCAACAGCUGUGUCUGCCAGAGGGGGGUCUUCACCUGCACCCAGGAGGACUGCGAUGUGCCCUGCGUCUGGUCGGAGUGGUCCCCGUGGUCACCCUGCUCCGUGACAUGUGGCUCCGGACAACGGUCGUCCCGGCGCCACCGCCGCCAGCUGCGCCUCUAUGGCGGUGCCGAGUGCGAAGGACCCUCUGAGCGCUGGAUGUCGUGUUCGCUCCCAGACUGCGCCUGCCCUGCUGGCGAGCUCUGGCUCAGGACCGAUUCCCCCGCCCCCUGCGAGCGAGGCUGCCACCAGAUCUACGAGGAUCCCCUGCAGAACUGCACCCCAAGAUCUGGGCAGGGUUGUGUGUGCCAGCUGGGGCACUACCGGAACAAGAGCGGGCACUGCGUCCUGGCCGCUCACUGCGAGUGUGAGCAUCGGGGCCAGAUUUACGCGGCUGGCACAGAAUGGCAGGAGGGCUGCAAAACUUGCCAUUGCCUGAACGGGAGGGCCCUGUGUGAGGCUACCUGCCCCCCGAUCACCUGCCUUGAGGGCGAAGUCAAAGUACAGGAGGCCGAGAGCUGCUGCCCGCUGUGCAGGAAGGAGCUGCCGGAAGACCACCCUCAGCCCGACUGCCAGCACCACACAGAGCUCCGCAACAUCACCAAGGGCAGCUGCUUCCUGGCCGGCGUGGAGGUGAGCUACUGCCGGGGGCGCUGCCCCUCCCACACCAACGUCAUCCCCGAGGAGCCCUACCUGCAGACCGUGUGCGAGUGCUGCAGUUACCGCCUGGACCCUGUCAGCCCCGUCCGCAUCCUGAACCUGCAGUGCCAGGGGGGUGAGACGGAGCCCGUCGUUCUGCCCGUCAUCCACCAGUGCGAGUGCAGCAGCUGCCAAGGUGGCGACUUCUCCAAGCGCUGACGACGUCCCCGCAGGCGAAAAGACCAGGCCCUUCCAUGGCGGAAUGGGACGUCUCCCCUCCCAGGAUGCAAGAUGGUUUUUUCAUGUUUCCCAUUGCCUCUUCUCUCCUCUCUUCCAAUUUCCCAUGCACACACACACACAGAGCACGGCACAGAUUUCUCAAUAAACUCAGCCAGCAGCUUC
This is a messenger RNA of Podarcis muralis (Common wall lizard), 16141 nucleotides long. NCBI's taxonomy places the organism in Eukaryota, Metazoa, Chordata, Lepidosauria, Squamata, Lacertidae. The record is from RefSeq and is a predicted model, not a curated record.